Messenger RNA from Talaromyces atroroseus, 1875 nucleotides. RefSeq names its product Fimbrin. NCBI's taxonomy places the organism in Eukaryota, Fungi, Ascomycota, Eurotiomycetes, Eurotiales, Trichocomaceae. The transcript is spliced from 5 exons. Gene Ontology annotation, cellular component: actin filament bundle; actin filament; cytoplasm. Gene Ontology annotation, biological process: actin filament bundle assembly; actin filament network formation. The record is from RefSeq and is a predicted model, not a curated record. Gene Ontology annotation, molecular function: actin filament binding. Bases 1 to 1875 code for a protein of 624 amino acids.
AUGGAUGCUUUUCGCAAAUUAGACGUUGAUGACAAGGGCUAUCUCGAUGAAUCAACAGCUAUCAAGGCGACUCAGCAGUCGGAACGUCAGCCAUACGAUGUGGUGAGACAGGCGCUGAAGGAGGUGGAGCUGGAUAGCUCCCGCCGUGUCGAAUUCGAGGAUUAUGUCGAUCUCAUCUCCAAAGUGCGAGAUGCACCGGCCACGGUCCCAAAUCCGGUGCAGGCAGCCAGUCCCGCCGCUGCCCCAGGCCAUGGCGUUGGUUCUUCUCGUCAUGUGUCGAAAGCAAGUAUCGGGGGCAAAAUACACGUUCAAGGCUCGUCAGCAAACGUGACUCACACGAUCAACGAAGAUGAACGGACCGAAUUUACAAGGCAUAUCAACGCUGUGUUGGCUGGAGACCGAGACAUUGGCGACCUUCUCCCCUUUCCAACCGACACCUUUGAGAUGUUUGAUAAAUGCAAGGAUGGUCUAGUUCUGGCAAAACUCAUCAAUGACAGUGUACCAGAUACUAUUGAUGAACGUGUUUUAAACAAAGCAGGCACCAAAAUUAAGCAGCUGAACGCCUUCCACAUGACAGAGAACAAUAACAUCGUCAUCAACUCUGCAAAAGGCAUUGGUUGUUCGGUUGUGAACAUUGGAAGUGGUGAUAUUAUUGAGGUCCGAGAGCAUCUGAUUUUGGGGCUCAUUUGGCAGAUUAUUCGUCGUGGUCUUUUGGGGAAAAUUGAUAUCAAACUGCACCCUGAACUAUAUCGUUUACUUGAGGAGGAUGAGACCUUGGAACAAUUCUUGCGUUUGCCUCCUGAGCAAAUUCUUUUGCGGUGGUUCAACUAUCACCUGAAAAACGCAAAAUGGGAACGAAGGGUCUCAAAUUUCUCUACCGAUGUUAAGGACGGAGAAAACUACACCGUGCUACUCAACCAACUCGCCCCCGAAACAUGUUCUCGAGGGCCAUUGCAGACAAGAGAUCUUCUUCAACGCGCCGAAGAAGUCCUGUCAAACGCGGAGAAGCUGGAUUGUCGCAAGUUCCUGACCCCAACAUCCCUUGUUGCUGGAAACCCGAAACUGAACCUUGCCUUUGUUGCGAACCUCUUCAACACCCAUCCUGGCCUUGACCCAAUCACAGAAGAAGAGAAACUAGAGGUCGAAGACUUUGACGCCGAAGGCGAAAGAGAGGCUCGCGUAUUCACUCUAUGGCUAAACUCCUUGGAUGUGCAGCCUGCCGUUAACUCUCUCUUCGAUGAUCUGCGAGAUGGCACGAUUCUUCUUCAAGCCUACGACAAGGUUAUCCCUGGUAGUGUCAACUGGAGACAUGUCAACAAAGCCCCAGCAUCUGGAGGAGAGAUGCUCCGCUUCAAAGCAGUGGAAAAUACAAACUACGCAAUCGAGCUUGGAAAGCAAAAUCGCUUCUCCUUGGUGGGUGUUCAAGGCGCUGACAUCACGGAUGGUCAACGAACCUUGACCUUGGGGUUGGUCUGGCAGCUCAUGCGCAAAGAUAUCACAAACACUCUAUCCUCGCUAGCGCAACGGUUAGGUAAACGCGAAAUCACCGAUGCGGAAAUGAUUCGGUGGGCCAACGAAAUGUCGCAAAAGGGUGGACGUAAAUCCACAAUCCGCAGCUUCAAGGAUGGAUCUAUAGGCACUGGUGUAUUCCUUCUGGAUGUCUUGAGCGGCAUGAAGAGCAGCUACGUCGAUUACGACCUGGUCACUCCGGGUCAUACCCCGGAAGAUGCGUACGCAAAUGCCAAAUUAAGUAUCAGUAUCGCGAGAAAGAUGGGCGCCACCAUAUGGCUAGUGCCGGAGGAUAUUUGUCAAGUUAGAUCCCGACUUGUAACAACUUUCAUUGGCUCGUUGAUGGCUACCUUUGAGAAGAUGUGA